This is a messenger RNA of Sporothrix schenckii 1099-18, 1656 nucleotides long. RefSeq lists its product as uncharacterized. The record is from RefSeq and is a predicted model, not a curated record. NCBI's taxonomy places the organism in Eukaryota, Fungi, Ascomycota, Sordariomycetes, Ophiostomatales, Ophiostomataceae. Gene Ontology annotation, molecular function: protein binding. Gene Ontology annotation, cellular component: cytoplasm. The coding region runs from base 1 to 1656 and encodes 551 amino acids. Gene Ontology annotation, biological process: cytoskeleton organization; cell surface receptor signaling pathway. The transcript is spliced from 3 exons.
AUGUCAAACCCAUACUCUUAUCCCGACUCGGGCUUGCCCACCGGCCUGCCGGGCUUCUCGCCACGACGGCCCUCCUACGCCUCGGCUGCAGGUAGCCCCGGUGGCUACGGCCGCUCCGGCGCCACCUUCCAACAGCUACUCAACACCACCAAUGCCGACGGCUCCGAGAGCAAUGGCGCGAACUUCCACACGAGCAUACGGCCACCUUAUGGCAGCCACAGCAGCAGCAGCGCCAACCUGACCGGCAGCAACGACGACGACGCGGAUCCCAUGUGGUCCGGCCUGAACACGAACGUUCCCGACAGUGCCCUAAUACGUCUGCUCGGCGCGCGAGGCCAGCUGCCCUCGUUCUCGCGGGCGUUUGAGCCCUUCUUGCGAGGCCCCUCCUACACGGAUGCCCCGGGCACGACGAUCGUUCCCAACAACAACGCGGGCUUCUUCACGCCUUCCUACCUCCGCGAAUCGGUGUAUGUCCAGCGCCUCGAGGAGCAGUACAAAGCCAAGGUGCAGGCCGCACGCGAGAGCCAGCAGCUCCACGCACGCCAGCCAGCAGCGGCCCAACCAGGUGCAGGCGCAUCCAGCAGUGGUGGCAUGAUGCUGGGAGCAGGCAACCUGGGUGGGCUGCACGGCCGGCAUAGCGGUUCGCUGUUGGGUGGCGGCGGCAGUGGCGGACUCGAUGGCCUCAGCACAUAUGCCAGCCUGACCAGCAUCAGCAUCAACAACGGCCCCGGCGGCCUCGGCAACGGCAAGAUUGGUGGCCCCGGGUCGCACCGUGGUCUGGCAUUCGAUGUGGUCGAGAAAGGUCUGGGCGGCGGAAGCGGCAGCGGCCUUGGCAUUGGCGGCAGCAGUGGCGGCGGCAGCGGCGGCGGCCUGCCGGACGACGAGGAGCCCAUGGCACCCCUGCCGUCACGCUGGGACAAGGACGACAAGGCGUCGUCGCUGGACGUGUUGUCGGACGGCCUCGACGUCAAGUUCGCCGGGUCCCGGUCCGCAAGCGACCACAACCAGCACGCUCAAGAGGCCGGCUCCGUGCGCGCCGACCACUACAUGCCGCCACAGUGCGGCAUCUACUACUACGAGGUGACGAUUCUCUCCAAGAAGCGGGAAGAGUCGACCAUUGGCAUCGGCUUCUCCGAAGCAUCAGCAAAGCUGUCGCGUCCGCCUGGCUGGGAGCCCGGCUCGUGGGGCUAUCACAGCGAUGAUGGCAACGUCUUCACUGACCAUGGCUCCGGCAAGAAGUACGGCCCUUCGUUUGGCCCAGGUGAUAUUGUGGGCUGUGGCGUCAACUUUCGGACGGGCACCGCCUUCUUCACCAAGAACGGCGAAGAUUUGGCUCUGUCGCACGGCUCCUUCCUUCUGCUCAACCACCAACUAACCAACCGCUCCUUCCCAGGCGUUGCGUUCAAGGACAUCAAAAGCUCCAGCCUAAAGCUCUUUCCCUCCGUUGGAAUGAAGAAGCUGGGCGAGCACAUUCGCGUCAAUUUUGGGCAGGUGCCUUUCACUUUUGACAUCGACGGUGUCAUGAAGUCCUUCGCCGUGGCCCAUGAAUUCGAAGCAGAGGUUCCGGUUUCAGACUGUUGUCGGUCUGCACAGGCUACCAGAAUCCUAGCUGCCCGUGGCCGCGACGGUGCGAGCGACCAGGCCGCCAGUGCUUAG